Dermacentor andersoni is the source of this 3399-nucleotide messenger RNA. Its product is annotated as leukocyte elastase inhibitor-like. Gene Ontology annotation, molecular function: serine-type endopeptidase inhibitor activity. NCBI's taxonomy places the organism in Eukaryota, Metazoa, Arthropoda, Arachnida, Ixodida, Ixodidae. The record is from RefSeq and is a predicted model, not a curated record. Gene Ontology annotation, biological process: negative regulation of endopeptidase activity.
CAGGCGCCCUCCUCUUCCAAGCUCUCUGCAACACGCCCAAGUGCAACAGCCCCUUUCGUCGCCGUGCAAACGCAACCGCGCCGCUGGAGAGACAAACUGGGUUAUAGCAACCUUCCUCCCCCUCCAGCCAGCAUCCGUAGCCCAGCAGUCGGCCAACCGCGCCACUGGUACAGCGGCAGCAGCAACAAAGAGCGCAGCAGGACUGUUCGCGGCGGGGGAUACUCGUUCGUUGUCUGUCCGUCUGUGUCGUCGUCGGCCGAGAGACCACGUGCUCCGCAAAGCGCGAAGACAAACCGUGCGAAUCGGUCGCAAAACGCCGCGGGAAGCGCUUGGGGCGUCGACGUCAUCGACACCGUGCAACGUGGUGACCGCGGAUGCUUGCAGCGCCUUGAUAGUGUGGACGCCGAUACGUUCAAUAAACCUGGCAGACGGUCGGAGGCCCGGUCGGACACAGCCUCGUCCUAACGUCGACGGAGUGCGCCCAGCCUGCUGGUCUCUUCCACUGACGUGUCCGCAGUUCGGAAGGUCGAGGAGAAGCGGAGGUUGAAGAUCUGCCACCACCACCACCAGUGGACCACGUGAGAACCCCCUUGUGUUUAGAUGGCUGUGUAGUCUCGGUUUGCAGGGUGACCCCAUUCAGUGACCAAAAGCGUGUUUAGUCGGAGUUCAAUCAAACUGCUGCUGGUAUACGUGCGUGCUGGUAUUGGUGCGCUUUCCGCAGAAAGUUAUACGUGAAGGGUAUACACACGACGCGGACUUGACGAAGUAGGAGCUUGCCUUCGAAGAAGAACAAGGGGACGUCGGUGCGCGCGAAGACCAUCGCGAGGAGGUCGCCGGUUCGACUGUCAGCGGGGAGCCGCUUGUCUUAACCGAAGACGCACAAGCGCGCCACCAGCCUGCGGAUCUGAGACCACCAGUCGCGACAUGGCGCCGCGGGCGGCGACCAUCUCGAACUGCUCAGGAGUCCGCAAGACCACGGCGCUGGCGCCGGCGCUGCGGGCCGCCUUCUACGUUGCCUUGCUGGCGCUGACUUGCGUCCAGCCGGCCGACGCGCAGCAGGGCCUGCCGUUCGGCACGCGCAAGCUGGCCUUCUCGGCGAACCAGUUCGGGCUGGACCUGUACCGGGCGCUGCGGGACGCCGGGGCCGAGUCGCGCCAGCCGCAGGCCGAGGGCAACGUGGCCCUGUGCCCGUUCUGCGUGAGCUCCUCGCUGGGCAUGCUGCUGCUGGGAGCCCGGGGCUCGUCGGCCAUGGCGCUGCGCCACGUGCUCUACCUGUGGGGGAUGCAGCACGUGCACCUCGCGGUGCGCGACCUGUCCGCGCACCUGGCGCACAACCUGAGGGACGCCAACCUGCUCAUAUUCAGGAGUCUGUACGUGCAGCGUGACUUCGGCGUCAAGUACCCGUUCCAGCGGUCGCUGUACCACUUCUACAACGCGUCCGUCCACUCGCUGGACUUCGCGGCCAACGCCGAGGAGGCGCGCCAGCACAUCAACGCCGUGGUCGAGAAGGCCAGCCACGCGCAGCUGGCCAACCUGCUGCCGGACACGCCGCCGCCGUGGACGCAGCUUCUGCUCCUGUCCGGCCUGCACCUGGACUCGCACAUCGAGCUCGACUUGGUGCCCGCGGAAGGGGUCCGCUGGAAGGCCCAGCCGCUGCUCGACCCGGUGCCCCCGACGCUCCUACAGCUCGGAAGACGGGCCGACACCGCCUCUUUGGAAGACACGACCGCGGCGGCCGCGGAAGUGAUCGAGUCGCUGGGCGGAAACCCGGCGAUGCUGGAGGCCCGCUGGACCCGGGUCCGGUACGCCCGCCACGACUACCUCAACUGCACCGCGGUCGAGGUGCCGCUAGCCGGCGGCGGGCUGGUCUCCCUGCUGACCCUCACGCCCAACCAGCACGACGACAUGGGCCUGCUGGAGACGCGCCUCAGCGCCCAGAGGAUCAGCGACAUCCUCGGCGACAUGCACGUGCGAAGGGCAAACGUCAAGUUGCCCCGCAUCAAGAUCGAGCACAGCCACGAGAAUCUGACCCAGUCACUGGCACGCAUGGGCCUCGCCUCGCUUUUCGGCCCCGGCAGGGCGCAGCUGUUCGACAUGAGCGACGUGCCCUGGCUGCACGUGACCAACGUGGUGCACAAAACGUCUCUGGACAUCAAGGGGCCGCGUGCAACCGUCGCCGGUGGUGGCGGCCAGGUGGCGCCACCGCCGCCAAAGCCGAGCAACCGACGCCGCGAGCCGGCGUUUGUCGGCCCCUCCGAAGAGACCAUCGACAUCGUGCUCGACAGGCCGUUCCUUUACUUCGUCGUGGACAACGUCAGCGGACUGGUCAUAGCCAUGGGCAAAGUGCUGAACCCGUAAACAGUUUCGGCGUACGUGCUUUCACAAGCAUACCGCCUGCGCAAGUGUCUAAAAAAAGACAUGCAGCCAAGAAGCCUAGAGCCAGUAUGGCCUGCUGGCACUAUUGAAUUACGAUGUUUAACGCAACAAAUUUAGCGACAAUGUAUUCAGUAAUGUGCGGAGUGCAACCGCCACGGUCAGAAAUCACUCGCUACCUAUAACUCCUCCUCAGAAGGGGAACACCAUGGACCCACCGCAGCGGAUGCAGUGCAUGCAUACCACGUUGCCCACAGGGCUGUCAAAUGACAGCCCAAGGACAAAUUUACGAUUUAUCUAUAAACACUAGCAAUGCUGCGACGGACAUGUCUAGCCACAAUGUUCAUAAAUACACCUAGGCAUCGACCUGCAGAGACGCAGGACGAUGUCGAACUAAGCGCUUCGUCAUACGGCAACGUGCAUGAAAGCUGUACAACGGAUAAGUACGGCCAAAUGUACAGCGUUGGAGCGCAAGCCGUCACGUGACAUGCCUUGAAUGACCACUUUCGGGCCAGUAAGUCGGUGGGCAGAGCGCUCGUCGCUCCAGUGUGGCAAGUCGGACGCCACGUCACGCAAAACUAUUCUCGAAAGUAAAAAAAAAAGCCCGCCACGUGGGUCAGCCUUUGCACUUCAUAAAACGGGUGCUGCUGCUGGGUGUGCAAGACAAGCGCUGUUAGAUUUAGGUUAGGGGACAGAAGAGGCCUGUGGUCCGCUAGACUGCGAGCUUCUUGAGUCUUGCAAUCUACUUGACAACUGCACGCAACACACUUCUUUAGGAAGAGCCUGGCUUGCCAAUUAAAAUCACCGCAAUGGUAUGCACUCGGCACACAGUAUUGUGUGCAGUGCAUCACACAGACAGGUGGGUUUGACAUCAACCGUACUUCAUAAAUGCUGCAGACAAACCAUCUUGCACCGACAUGCUUUCUGGAACUACGUAUCAUGUAUCCACUGGUCGAAGCAGCACCAUCAUUCAAGACAUCAUGCCAUCAUUGUCCAUGUCAAUAAAAUGUGAAACUUAUUCCAGAA